CUAGCUCCACCUUGUUGGGAGGGUCCAUGCGGAUAUAAAGGAUACUGGAAGGCGGUCGCUCGGAAUGCGGGAGGGAUACUAUAACGAUAAGAAGCUGAGUUAUUCUGAUCGAUAUCGCUCCACCGAUUCUGCGCUUGUUGUGUAGGAGUUCCUGCCUGUGGGACUUGGUAGGUCUGCGGCUCGACUUGAUACGGCAUGAUAGCCGAGUCCAAUGCGUCGUCCAACCGCUGUCUGGCUAAAGACCUGCGUAUUUGGAGGAAGAUCACUAUCAAGGCCACCAGGCCAACCAAUCCCCCUAGAACAACUCCUACCACCGCACCUGCGUUGACGGAGCCAGCUGAGCUCGUGGCACCUUGGACACUGGACGAUGUCGCUAACGUACAUCAUGGAUGUAUACGUGAAUACAUUCGGACCGCUUGACGAUCUGUAUUGCACUCAGUGAUAAGUGGAGAGGGCAGAGGUCUGGAAACUCACGAAGAUCCCGGCGCAACAUAAAGCCUGAUGAUAACGAGCUCGACGAGCUGGCAAAGUGCGGAGUCAAUCAUACAAAACAGCGGUCGAGAAUAAGAGGCCGCACGAGCUGGUGGAAGACGUCACAGUGGAUGUUGUACUGGUGGUCGUGGAUGAAAUAGAACUCGAGGAUCUGCUUUCACACAGAGACCGUCGAUGUACCCCUAUUUCGAUACCUUUAGUGCUGUGAGAAUCUGCGAGGGGAACCGAGGUCGAGGUUGUGGAAGUGGGAGGCGAGGAAGUGCUGAAAGACUCUGUAUCAGUGUGGAGGAGGGGGGGGGAGGGGGAAGAGCAUGCUUACGUGGGCGACAUAGUGGAGCUCAUGCUGCCGGUCAACGGGAUUCCGGGGAGGUCAAUGCCACUGUUCCUCUCAUUCAACUCCUGCCUCAAGCACCAUACGUUGUACUCACAAGGGAUUGGUUAGCGUACUCAUUAUAAUUUAGUGAA
Messenger RNA from Dacryopinax primogenitus, 957 nucleotides. RefSeq lists its product as uncharacterized. The record is from RefSeq and is a predicted model, not a curated record. The transcript has 5 exons. NCBI's taxonomy places the organism in Eukaryota, Fungi, Basidiomycota, Dacrymycetes, Dacrymycetales, Dacrymycetaceae. Bases 196 to 420 code for a protein of 74 amino acids.